AUGGCGGGCAUGCUCAAGAACAUGUUCGGCUCAGGCUCCAGGCCUGCCAACCCUGACGAUGACUUUGCUGAUUUCGUCGAGGCCCCGAACCCUUCGCCUGCGUCCCUCGUCGCCGACUCGACCACCAUCCAGGCGUCGAGCACCGGUACCGCCCCCUUCACGGCAUGGUACCGCGUCUGGGAGCGCACCUCCCCUCGCGACUUCAUGCAGGAGGCUAUGAUCAUGCCCUUCAUCCUGGUCAUGGUUCUCUUCCACGUCUGGGGAACGCGCAAGAACCGUCGCAAGGCGAGGGAGUGGGCCAAUGCUCAUGUUCCUCUUCUCCAGAAGGAGUUCGCCGUUGUCGGAUUCGAUGGUGUCGCGCGCACUACCGAUGGUGAGGCCGUCACUGUGGAGCUAGCCAACCCGGAGAAGAGCCUCAAGGAGAAGUCGGCCAACGAGUUCUCUACCUAUGCGACUGGUCGUCAAAACAUUGCAUUCUUGGAUAUUGCGCUCAAGAUGCCCAAGCGUUACAACCCCAUCCACUACUUCAUGGAGUACGCCUGCAGCUUCUUCUUCGAGACCUGGGAGGCUCCCUCUGAGAAGUACGAGGCUAUGCUGUACACUUUCGAUGGCAAGGAGAAGGAUCUCGUUCCUGUUCUUGGCAAUGAUACCUCGUCUCUGAAGGUUAACAACUCGACCUAUGAUGGCUUUAUCUGGGCUGUUGUUCAUAAGAGUCAGAUGCGCAAGUUCCGCACUGAUCGCUACGAUGCCUCCAUCACCUUCUCUAAGGAUCACCCCAAGCUUCCUUCCUGGGUUACUGUCAUGUCCGAGAGCGCUGAAAUCACUGAGACCCUGCUCACCCCCGACCUUAUCAAGGCCGUUGAGCAGGCUGGUAACGACUUUGAGUUCUUGAUUGUGUCCGAUCAGCCCGUUGACAAGCCUACCAAGAUCGACGAGACCGUUCCCAAGAAGCGCAUCCAACUGUCCAUCAACCUCUCCUCGGCUUACUCCGCGACCGUGCCCCUCUUCAACCAGUACCUACGUCUCGCCGAUAAGCUCGUUGCCGUCGGCCACUUCCGUGGCGAGGUGAUGCGCAAGCUUCGCAACGUCCGCGAGGAGGAGAUCAAGAAGCUGCGCCGCGUCGAAGAGGAGGAGAAGGCCGAGGAGCGCAAGAUCACCGCUGAGAAGAUCAAGAAGGAGGAGCGUGAGCGCAUCCUGCGCGGCAUGACCGCCGAUGAGCAGCGCAAGUUCCUGGAGCGCGAGACCGCGAAGGACCAACGCCGUCUCCAGAAGAAGCAAACCCGUCGGGGUUAA
This is a messenger RNA of Penicillium atrosanguineum, 1293 nucleotides long. Its product is annotated as CCDC47 family protein. Gene Ontology annotation, molecular function: calcium ion binding. Gene Ontology annotation, biological process: endoplasmic reticulum calcium ion homeostasis. Bases 1 to 1293 code for a protein of 430 amino acids. NCBI's taxonomy places the organism in Eukaryota, Fungi, Ascomycota, Eurotiomycetes, Eurotiales, Aspergillaceae. The transcript is spliced from 3 exons. Gene Ontology annotation, cellular component: endoplasmic reticulum. The record is from RefSeq and is a predicted model, not a curated record.